AUGGAUUUUGAAGGAGAACCUAUAAAGCUAACCAUAAAUUCAGAAUAUGCUAAAACAUAUGAGGUGAGAAAAAGAGGUGAAGAACUUUCAAAACUCAAAGAAAAGUAUGGUGAUAUAAGCGAUGAAGAUACUGAUAGUUCUUCAACUUCUGAAGAAGAGGACGAAUUUGGUGAAUUAGUUACUCCUGAAGUAGACGCACAAAUAAUGAAAACGAUUGUCGCGAUAAAGUCAAAAGAUCCUAAAGUUUACGAUUCUCAGUCAAAUUUCUUUGCAGACGAAGAGAUACAAAAAGCUCAUCAACAAUGGUUGGAUAAACAACAAAAGAAAAAGUCAGAGGCAAAGCCUAUGCAUUUAAAAGAUUAUCAUCGUAAAAUAUUAUUGGAAAAUGGUGGUAUAAUAGCUGAAGAAUUAAAAGCAGAAGAGGAAGAUUAUCAAAAUUUCUUAUUAGAAAAUAUGGCAGAUACCAAGGAUGUCGAAAUUCUUAAACAAUGGCAGAACUAUAAGAACGAUCCAAACAUAAAUGAGGACGAAGCCUUUUUGAUGGAUUUUAUCCUUAAACGAGGUUGGAUUGAUAAAGAUUCUGAUAAAGUUCCGUCAUAUGAUGAACUUAUUGCAGAACACCACGAUGAGGAAGAUGAGAAAUUCGAAGAAGCCGUCGAUCAAUUCGAGAGCAAGUAUAAUUUCCGCUUUGAAGAAGAGGGAAGUACUAAGGUAGUUACAUAUGCUCGUAAUCUUGAAGGAUCGAUGCGAAGAACCGAUAAUAAACGUAAACUUCAACGUCAAGCGCGUUCCGAAAGAAAAGAGGAGGAGAAAAAGCGUAAAAUAGAAGAAUUAAAGAGACUCAAAAAUCUCAAGAAAAAAGAGAUUUUUGAAAAAUUACAGAAAAUUAAAGAAAUAACAGGCAAUGAUACUGUUGGUUUUGACGACGUUGACCUUGAAGAAGAUUUCGAUCCUGAUAAAUAUGACAAAAAAAUGAAUAAAGUUUUUGAUGACGAUUAUUAUGCAGAGGCUGAUAACGAAAAGCCAGAGUGGAGUGAUAAUAUCAAUGUAGACGAUAUUGUAUGUAACAACAGUCAAAAUAUUGAUUCUAUAAUAAAUGCUUUUAAAGAAUAUAAUGAUGAUCAAGAACUUGAUGAAGGUGGUAUUGGAGAUGAUGAUUUUAUAAUGGAUGCAGAUUAUUUACCCGGAGGAGAAAAAUAUGAUGAAACUAAAUCCAAGAAAAAGAGAUCGGAUAAAAGAAAAGAAGCGAUCGAAGAAAAAAAGAAAGCCAAGAAGAAAUUUGAUGAAUAUUUGGAUGAAUAUUAUCAAUUAGAUUAUGAAGACAUAAUUGGUGAUACACCUGUAAGAUUCAAGUAUAGGCAAAAUAAACCUGUUUCAUUCGGUUUAACACCUGCUGAAAUAUUAUUAGCGGAUGAAAAAGAUUUAAAUGAAUUUGUAUCAUUAAAAAAAUUGGCACCAUAUCGGCCCGAACAUGUUAUAGAGAAUGAUUUAAAAAAAUAUUCUAAAAAGAAAAGAUUAAGACAAUUUCGUAAAAAAUUAGAACUUUCGGAAGAACAAAAUCCACCAGAAAAUAAUUCCUGGAGUAUAAAAUCAAUUAAACGUAAAAUUAAUGAACAAAAAGAAAGAGGAAAAAAAUCAGAUGAAAAAAAUAAUAAAAAAGUCAAAAAUGCAUGA
Messenger RNA from Funneliformis caledonium, 1674 nucleotides. Lineage: Eukaryota; Fungi; Glomeromycota; Glomeromycetes; Glomerales; Glomeraceae. The record is from the annotation of a GenBank genome assembly.